Molecule: messenger RNA, 20986 nt
Organism: Pelobates cultripes (western spadefoot toad)
Lineage: Eukaryota; Metazoa; Chordata; Amphibia; Anura; Pelobatidae
Source: the annotation of a GenBank genome assembly
CGAUGGUGGAGUAGUCCAGGGUGCGCUGAGGGCGGAGUGCGCAUGCGCGGACGGCUGUAGCAGAAGUAGAAAUAAAGUGCACAGAGUGUGUAAUAGCGAGGACACAGCGCUAAUACAGAGCACAGGGCGGCAUGAGGGACCGGACCACCGAGCUGGGGAAUGUAAGAGCCAUUGCAUGGAGUUACAAUGCCCUGCUUGGCAGAGCAUCAUGGGAGCUGUAGUCCUGUAACAGAUGGAGCUCUACCCCUCCCCAUGUGAUCCCAGCAUUGCCUCUCUAUUCCCUGCUAUAACUUUCUAUUUUACUCAUUUUCUCCCCAUUUCCAGCCCUGUAUUUAUUAAUUAUUACUAAAUAACCCUCUGCCAGUCUGUACCAAUCCUGAUACCAUGCCAUGUACCAUAACCACUGAAAUUGCUAUUCUCACUCCCAUUAACCUAUAGUGCCCGGCGACAUGGCGGUCACUUACCGUGCAGCGAAUCCCAUGCACGUCUUCCCUUCUUUAACCUCUUUUUAAAUACAUUCAUUCUUCCUACUCCGCGCCACGUCUAUACGUAUUACUAUCAUCUUAUAUCUAGCAGAUCCCCUUCCUCCACCUUUCAUUCAGCUUUCUCCAUUCUAUCAACCUCACCUUGUCUUUCAACCGCAAUCUACUCUUUAGUACAUUAACCUUUUUAUUGCCCUGACCCUCCGCACUAGUGACGUGACCGCUUAAUAACCCUUUAAAGAAAUGUCAGCUAUCUCUCAAUCCCCGAACAUUGCUUCUUAUAAUAUCCGCAACUCAUUUUAUCAGUUUAACAUGAAACAUUUUAAUCUGUUUCUUUCCUUUUCCUCACAAAGCGCCAUGCCCCUUACAAUUCCCAACUAACCCAUAAACACACGCAGCCCUGGUACACCUACAGCUUACUUCAAACAUACAGCACUCCCAUCCUAUAAAAUCCCUCUCAUCUUACAGUCUGUCUAAUUACUGCGCUGUCUCCUGCCUCCCUCUAAUAUGCAUUUUCAUUCCUGAUUUCUCUCACCUAUGCAUUAUGAUUUAAUAGAAUGUUGCUGCUUCUUGUAACAUAGUCUCACCAAAUAAGUGCUUCUCUUUACUACCCCUGCUGUAACUCUACUGGUCAUUGGUGCCCCCCAAUUGUGCUGCCUUAGGGUGAUUUCUAACCCUGCUUUGUGUCUCAUUCAUAACCUCCAUUAUGUCUCUAAAUCCUACGUUUAAGAGAAGCCAAACUGUCACUUCCCCAAAUUUUGGUUACUUAUUUUUAUGAGAUUUGAAACAUCUGAUUUGAAUAUAGAAAUCCCCAGAAAUCCUGGACCUGGGCGUUUACAUACUGACUCCCUGGUGUUCUGUUUUUAAAAAAAUCUUAGAGGAAGAAGGAAAACAGAAACAUUGGGGAGAUUUAUCAAAAUGUUGCUGACACUUUUAUGUCUAAUUUUUGCUUAUUUUGUCACAGUUUAUUAAAUCUGUUUUGUUUUUUUUCAACUGUUGCUUUUUUUUGUCUUCUCAAAUGGAAAUUUCAGAUAAAACUGGUGGAAUUUACUAUAAAGAAAACCAUAAUUCUUAGACGACAAUAAUAAAUAAGUCUGAAUCUAACCAUCACUUCACAGAACUCAUUGUUCCUGUUCUUGGUAUUUGCAUUGUAUGCCAUAGCUGCGACUGGGCUGACAGUGAUAUAGUGUUAUAUCCUUAAUAUACAUUGCAACAGAAAAGAGAGCGUCACGUGAAAUGAAGAUUAACACAAUGUAUAGUUGAUUUUCUAUAUUUUAUGUAAUUGGGCAGAACUGUCAAUUCUAUGGAAAUUUCACAAAGAGACACUCAAAUCACUGACACAGUUGUUACCAUUUCUUAGCACCAAAAUAACUCAAUCUUACUGAAGCAGUUUUGGUGUAUAGAUCAUGCCUCUGAAGUCUCACUGCUCAAUUCUCUGCCAUUUAGCAGUUAAAUCACUUUUGUUUCUGUUUAUGCAGCCAAAGUCACACCUCUCCUGACUGUGAUUCGCACAGCAUCCAUUAGACUUUUGCAAACAUUUGUUUGGACCGGUUUGUGUAAAUCAAAUUCCUUUUAAUCCACACCAGGAUGAAUUGAUCCAUCCUGGAUUUAUCUAAUGAGUUAAAAGGAAACUAUAGUCACCAGAACAACUACAGCUUAUUGUACUUGUUCUGGUGAGUAUAUUUAUUCCCUCCAGGCUUUUUACUGUUAAACACUGUCGUUUCAGAGAAAAUGCAGUGUUUACAUUACAGCCUAGUGAUACUUCCACUUGCCACUCCUCAGAUAACUGCUAGAGGUGCUUCCUGGGGCAGUGCUGCACAGUGUGACUGCCAUUCAGUGUCUCCACCCACUGAAUGCAGAGACUGAACUUUCCUCAUAGCGAAAAAAUUAUUAAAUGUAUCUCUAUGAGGAGAUGCUGAUUGGCCAAGGCUGUGUUUGGCGUGUGUUGGCUAUGCCUCUGAUCUGCUCCCUUGACCUUCUCAUCCAAUCCAAUGCUUUUCUAAGUGAUUGGCUAAGACAAUCACUUCUGAUCAUGUCAGCCAAGCAGGCAGAUCAGAGGCAGAGCCAGCAGCAGACUGGAAUAAAAUGUGUUGGGAGGCUGUGUGUGUCACAGCCAGGGGAGAUGUGGCUAGGGCUGCAUAAACAAAGGGAUUUAACUCGUAAAUGGCAGAGAGUGGCAGGGUUACAAUGCUGGGGCAGUGCUCUUCUUUCAUUGCUACCUGGGAAUUGUAGUUCAACUGUUUUCAUGAACUGAAAACUAAUAACUGAAGUCCCUGGAGAGAGCUGGGACAUUGUGCUAAUCAACCCAUGCAGUUUCACCCUAGUAGUGCUGAUUUCAUAGAUUAGAAUGAAAGCCUACCGACUGGCCAUGCUGCUUGUGGGGAGCGCAGAGUUAAGGGAUUUGCAGUAAAUGAAGGCAUUAAAAAUGAUUGUCGUUGCUGUUUUCUAUAUUAAUUGAUUCCAUUGUACAGUUUCUUUCCUUUCGAGUGCCUUUAUGCUCAUAUUUCUGUUUUCUUGUUUAUUCCCUCUGUGUACUUUCACUGUAAGUGUUCAGUCCUGUCGCUGGGCUCUGUGUACUUUCACUGUAAGUGAUCAGUCCUGUCGCUGGGCUCUGUGUACUUUCACUGUAAGUGAUCAGUCCUGUCGCUGGGCUCUGUGUACUUUCACUGUAAGUGAUCAGUCCUGUCGCUGGGCUCUGUGUACUUUCACUGUAAGUUAUCAGUCCUGUCGCUGGGCUCUGUGUUUGCUCUCAUUGCACAUUCCUCAAGUCAUAUUUUUAUUUUUGUCCCAGAAUGACAGCGGCUCUGAAAAUGAGGAGAGCAGAGGUUUUCUUAAUUCAGCAGCAAAUGGAAGCAAAGAAGGAGACGACAAAAAUGCCCAAUUAUUGGAAACGGUAAUUCUAAACGCUGCUUCUUCCUUUGGGAUAAUAGGCCUUGAUGGGCCACUGCAGCAUUGCUAGGUCCACAUUAGUCGUAUGGUCAGUAAAGGCAGCAGUGCAACUCUCCUGUUUGCCAUACUGCCACCUAGUGGUGGGCUUCAGGCUGUACAUAUUUUUUUCCAACAAUGCUAUCAAAGAACUUAUUGGGGUGAAGUGUGGAGAAUAAAUUUUACACUAACUUACCUUCACUACCUACAAAUUAUAUAUGUAAGAAUGGGAUCAGCUCUAUAUCAGACAGGUUAGUUAAAAUAAUACAUAGAACCUACAGACAGUGCUUGUAUUCUUCCCACAAUGUCUGUCAGGGGUUUUAUUCACUUAACGGUGAAUUGUCAAAAUUUAGGCUAAAAUAACUGACUUUUAAUAAUUCCCCAAACUAUCUAGAGUCUCAGCCUGGCUUUCUUAGGAUUCAUUUUGUUUUCAACUUAAUACGAUUUAUUAAUUAAUACUUUAAAGGACCACUAUAGUGCCAGGAAAACAUACUCGUUUUCCUGGCAGUAUAGUGCCCUGAGGGUGCCCCUACCCUCAGGAUCCCCCUCCUGCCGGGCUCUAGGUUGAGGAAGGGGUUAAACUUACCUCUUUCUCCAGUGCCGGACGGGGGACUCUCCACCUCCUCGGCUGAAUGCGCAUGCGCGGCAAGUGCAGUCAGCCAGUCUCAUAGGAAAGCAUUCACAGGACGCUGGCGUCUUCUCACUGUGAAAAUCACAGUGAGAAGCGCGGAAGCGCCUCUUGCGGCAGUCAAUGAGACAGCCAAUAGAGGCUGGAUUAACCCAUAUGUAAACAUAGCAGUUUCUUUGAAACUGCUAUGUUUACAGCAGGCAGGGUUAAUCCUAGCUGGACCUGGCACCCAGACCAAUUCAUUAAGCUGAAGUGGUCUUGGUGCCUAUAGUGGUCCUUUAAUGUUUUGUGUCUCCCUGUCCUGCGCACUGAUCUGGAGACGAUAAGCUGAUCUGGGUGGAUGCUAUGACAUGUUUCUCAGUGACUAUGCUGUAUUUUUAAUUACUUGUGGGGUUUUUUUGUUUUAGACUCAGGACAUCAGAAACUCGCUGCAGCUCCUGGAAGAUAAGGUGAAGCAGUUGGAAGCCAGCCAAGUGAAAAUUCUCACAAUGCCACUUCCUGAGGACGGUUUGUAUGCACCACCUAGUGGCCUGGGCUGGAAUGAUAUUUCAUAAAGUGAUAAUAAAGAGACCAUGGGCCCAACAUUUAGUAUAGAAAGGUGAAAUUACUGAAAGAAUAGUGUUCUAGGGUGGAUCAGCUGAACUUAUUUUGAGCUCAAUAUAUAGAAAGCAAGAAAUAGGACUAAAAAGUCCUGGGCAGGAGAGUAAUAGAAUGGGGAAGGGAUCCCUACCUUUAAUAAUCCUAAGGGAAGACAGGGAUAUAUAUAAAUAGGGAGACUGAGGUAAUGAGAGGAAUGUGUAAUUACACAUCCAAAAACCAAAAUCAAUAUCCAGCUGAGAAAUAAACUCCCUGACAGGUCCUCUAACUGGGAUACAAGUCUAGGCUGUGUGUGAUCUAAGCCUCAUGGAUAGAAUACACAGGUAGACAGAGGUACAAUAGCGAAAAACUGGGCUAAAAUAAAGAAGUGAAAGAGUGCCGAGGUAAAUAGGGACACUAAACUAUUUCCAGUGGUUCCUGUCUGGGUGUAGUUUUGGGUGGUUAUCCCCCUACAGAGGUAUUUUCACCUUCAUUUUAGCCCAGUUUUUCGCUAUUGUACCUCUGUCUACCUGUGUAUUCUAUCCAUGAGGCUUAGAUCACACACGGCCUAGACUUGUAUCCCAGUUAGAGGACCUGUCAGGGAGUUUAUUUCUCAGCUGGAUAUUGAUUUUGGUUUUUGGAUGUGUAAUUACACAUUCCUCUCAUUACCUCAGUCUCCCUAUUUUACCCUGUCUUCCCUUAGGAUUAUUAAAGGUAGGGAUCCCUUCCCCAUUCUAUUACUCUCCUGCCCAGGACUUUCUAGUCCCAUUUCUAUAUAUUGUUAUUUUCGUGGGUUAUUCCCCGUUUAAGGAGAGUAAUCUCAGGGCCUUUUGGGCACUGAUCCACUGGUCAAUUCUGUGACAUCUGAAUCAGAGCCUUCAUUGUUUUACCUUAUUUUGAGCUUAAUUUUCAACGUCAUUUUUUUUCCCAAAAGUUCAGAAUGUUUGUUAGGUCUGCUGGUAUAAGAGAGCUUCACAGCAGUAAAAUUCACAGAAAUCAGUCUGUGUAAAUCAGAUACUUGGAUCUAGUUCUAAGUUACCUUUUCAGUUAUGUAAAUCAGUAGAUCAUGAAGUCGCCUAAAAUGCCCUGGAGUAACCAUGCCCCCGGUCACACCUCCAGUCACCGCCUAAAAGGAACAUGUCAGUCAUUGGUCUUUUGACAUACCGAGGGAUACGUAAACAUGACAUUGUACACAAGUGUACCAAGCCAUCAGCCAUGUGUGUCACAUAAGAAGCAGAAAUCAUGUUCCAACUAGAGAAGAAAUUGGCCCUGUAGGUUCUGCAUUGGUCCAAGAAGAUUGUGUGCAAUUGCUGCUUAUAGUGAAUCUAUUCUCUUUCUUUAGAUAUGAAGAGAGACUUGGAAAAUCUUCGAGGGGAGAUAAAACGUUUAGCCAAGGACAUUCGCGCUAAAUUGCAAAGUAAGCUCCUCGUCCAGUCUUGGAGUCUGUCCUCUCUUUCCCGUGUCACCUCCUUUUUUUUUUUUUUGACCUUAUUAUAGUUUCCUUCAUGUACAAAAUAUAACACAUUUUAUUCUCUGUUUCUUCUGAUGAUAAUGUAGCUGUUUUUUGGUCCUGGCUCCAUCCAGCUCAGUGUCUUUGAUUUCAUUUUACCAGUCACUCUUUUUACACUAUUCGUCUACCUUUAUGCUCUCUGUGCCUGUACUGUGUAUUCAUCUUAAAACCACUGGAUGUUUGCCUGAUCUGGCUGUUCCUCUAUUCUUGCCUGUCCUGCCUAUAAUAUCUCUCCUCUUUCAUCUUCCCCACUCUGACUCACUUCACCCUCUUCGAAUGUCUGUCUGUUCCAGAGAUCCAGGUAAAGGAGGAUGAAGAGUUGGUCAUGACUAAUGUCCAUAUUCGAAUGAGAAGAACGCAGGUACUUUCUGUGUGAGUGUACCACACUCAGUGCUUCUUCACAUAUUACUUGUACACUAUCCACUUGGUUCACAGACACACUCUGAUUUCAUAUUUCUCUAGGAUAACAAUUAUCUCUUGUUAGACUGUCUCUUAGAAAAAAGUGUUUCUGUCUCUGCUUGGGCUGUCUGUUGGUGUUAUUGUCUUUUACAUCCAAAACACAAAUUCUUUUAUGAUUCUCUCUCUGUCCCUUGUGGUGAAUUUCUCAUGGAUGGAGACUUAUCCACGUUUCCUUGUCCUUGUUUUACGUGUUCGCUCUCUCGCGCAUGCUCUCUCUCUCGUUCUCUCUCUCGUUCUCGCUCGCUCGUUCUCUCUCUCGCUCGCUCGUUCUCUCUCUCGCUCGCUCGUUCUCUCUCUCGCUCGCUCGUUCUCUCGCUCGCUCGUUCUCUCUCUCUCUCGCUCGUUCUCUCUCUCGCUCGUUCUCUCUCUCGCUCGCUCGUUCUCUCGCUCGCUCGUUCUCUCGCUCGCUCGUUCUCUCUCUCGCUCGUUCUCUCUCUUGUUCGCUCGCUCGUUCUCUCUCUUGUUCGCUCGCUCGUUCUCUCUCUUGUUCGCUCGCUCGUUCUCUCUCUCGUUCGUUCUCUCGUUCUCUCUCUCGUUCUCUCGUUCUCUCUCUCGUUCUCUCGUUCUCUCUCUCUCUCUCUCUCUCACACCUUGUCUGUGUUUUAUGUGCAUAUUCUCUGUUGCUGUUUUAGAUACAAUCUUACUCUUUCUCGCACACUGUUUGCCUAGCUUUGUCACUUUCUUACGUGCGCUCUCUCCUUGUCUCUCGUAGCAUGGGGUGCUGUCUAAGAAGUUCAUUGAGCUUAUUAAUCAGUGUAACACUGCGCAAACCGAGUACAAAGAGAGAAAUGUCAAGAGGAUCAAACGCCAGCUUCAGAUCAGUAAGUGAGCAGCCACAGACAUGUAACCAGAAAGAUCCACAAAUCCAGGGGCAGGGGGAGGGGGGGAUGCAGAACUAGACACUGCAAGACCCCAUGGGAUGUAAUAGCUGGGGGUUGUGUAGGAAUGGAAGAGCAGAGGAUUCUGGGAGAUGGAGUAACUUGUGGUAUUAAAGGGAUGGUAACAUAGGAUUUUGGGUGAAGGAAUAGCAGGGGGUAUUAAGGGCAGUGCUUACAUUUGUAGGUUCUAUGCUACUAGCCAAGUGAAAGUUUUUCACACUUAAACCCUGGAGAGUCCAUGUCAUGCUGAGCAGAGCUAAAUUUCUACUUGCCAGGGCUAAAUAUUCACUUGCCAGAGGCUAUUGGCAAGUGUAAAUUUUGAGUCCUGUAAAAGGGACAGCACAAUAGAGGGUUCUGGGAGACGGAAUCGCAAAGGGUAUAAAACGAAUGGAAUAGCCGUUGGUUCUGGGAGUUGUGUAAUGAUGGACGAGCAGGGAAUUCUGGGAGAUAGAAUAGCUGUGUGUUCCUGAUCUCUAUCCAAACUGUAUUUUUUUUUUUUUUUUUAUAACAUUACAUAGUCAUGUAGUACAUAAAGUUGAAAAUAUUGUAAAUUAUUGGUAUUUACAGAGAAUAAAUUCAUGUAUUCUGCAGUAGAGUUAUCUUAAUGCGGUAAACAUGGCAGUACAGUGUAUAAGCAAUACUCUAAGCCAUUAAGGUGGGUCCCUCAAUAUAAUACAUGAUCGAACAUAUUACAUUGUACUUUCCAGCGUAUGAUGAUACCAUGUGCAUUUGGUAUGGAUGGAAACUGUUGGGGUCCCAGUAUAUUCUUUGGGUGGGUUUCACUCAGAUUGGGGCCAUUUCUCGCUUUCGAUCAUCAAAAGGACCCUCUCAUGGGUGAGGUAGGAGAUACUGGAGCCCGUGUAUCGGUUAGGUGUACAACCAAUUUGCUUGGUAAUUCACAUAUUAAUAUAUGAUAAUGUAACAAUAACUGUGGGAACUACAUCAGUCCCAGGAGCCCCACUCGGGCCUAUCUGUUGCUCUGCUAGGAGAGGGGGGAGAGGGUAACUCACAUUCCAUGAGCUAUAUGUUACCACAAUGUUAUGUGUGUUUCGAUAUACUGUGGCACCAAAGCAUAGAGCACCACUGAAGCCAAUGAGAAAGGCGUAGUGACAAGUGGCUGAUGUGAGUUUGUUACGUUCCCGGGUUGUCCAUCAGAAACUUCAACCACAGUUCCCAAGUGGCUGCGUAAAAAUGGUAUUUAUGGGAUAAGGAGGUGUUAAUCUCUUCCAUUAGCCUAAUCGUUUCAACCCUUUGUAUCCAUUCCCUAUGAACCUGGAAUGAGCAGGUUCGCUGCCGACAAUAAGUGAAAUAUUAGGUUUUUUUUAGGUUUAGGACAUGGAGUCUGGUGUAGUAGGAAUACGGUUGUUAUCGGAGUAAGAUUCAUGCAGAUUCCCACUAUAGCUUCAAUCAAUGAUCCUAUCCUUGACCAGUAAGCUUGGAUAUUGGGGCAUAGCCACCAAAUUUGGGCAGAGGUGCCCCCAGGCUGAUUACAUCUCCAACAGGUAUCUACAGUUGUUGGGAAAAGGCUAUGUAAUAUAGAUGGUGAGUUGUGUCAUCGCAAUAUACUCUUAUAGUGACUUUCUUGCGGGGUGUUACAUACUGUCGAUGUAUGAAUCUGCUUAAAUACCAUUGCCCAUUCUCUUUGUCAUAAGUUGAUAUUUAGCUCCUGGUCCUAAGAAGUGGUGAAGUAACGUAACUGUCCCUUGUGUUCCUCGUGCAACGUUUUGUAUAAUAUAGAAAGGUGUUUGCGCUUGAGGAUGCGAGAAGUACAGUAUGUUUCAAAGUUUGAAAAUGUGCGUGAGCCUUUGAGAACGUUCUCCGUGGAGUGUAUGAAGUGGGAUAGUUGGACGUAUUUGUAAGUUUGGAGGACUAGAGGUUGGGUUGAUUUCAUCAGAUCGUCGAGCGGUUUAACUAAGUGUCUGUCCAGAACUGACGUAAAACUAAGAUAAGCUGUUGUGCCAGGGACUUUAAAAAAAACAAAACAAUCGGAUGAGUGUGUGGGUAUACCUGGUGGAAAUAAGGGCUUACCUGUCAGUGGGUGUAGUGGAAAAGGGAAUGGGGCUAUGGAUGGUAAUUUUUUGUAUAUUUUUUUUUUUUUUAUGUUCCACAUGUGGAGGGUUGGGGUAAUAGUAAGAUGAGGGGUUCGGCUUGGACGGGGAAAAGUGGUUCCUGUCUUGUGCCAAGGGUUCAUGUGUUGUGGUAUCAGAAAGAAUGAGUCCUCCAAUAGCACCCAUUGUGUCUGUGGUGUCGGAUUGGUCCAUUCAUAUAUUCUGAUUAAUAUAAUCGCUUUGUGAUAGAGGCCUAUGUUGGGCAAGCAGAGUCCCUCCCUGUGUUUUCGGUCAUGUUAGUAGGUUGAGAGAGAGUUUGGGAUGUUUGUGGGCCCAUACAAAUUUAGUGAAGAAUUUUUUAAUUUUAACCCCUUGGUGACCAGACCGCUUUUCAACUUUCUUACCGUUUGGGACCAGGGCUGUUUUUACAUUUCUGCGGUGUUUGUGUUUAGCUGUAAUUUUCCUCUUACACGUUUACUGUACCCACACAUAUCCUAUACCGUUUUUCUAGCCAUUAAAUGCUCUUUCUAACGAUACCAUUAUUUUCAUCAAAUCCUAUAAUUUACUAUAAAAAAAAAUAUAGAAUAUGAUGCAACAAUUUAAAAAAAACAAAACACUUUUUUAAAAAAAAACUUUUUUAACCUCCAAAAUCUGUUACACAUCUACAACUGCCAAAAAACACCUGUGAUAAAUAGUUUCAAAAUUUUGUCUUGAGUUUAGAAAUACCCAAUGUUAACAUGUUCUCAGCUUUUUUUUUUUUUUUUUUGCAAGUUAUAGGGCUAUAAGUACAAGUAGGACAUUGCUGUUUCAAAAUAUACAUUUUUAAAAUGUAUCAAUAAUGACAUUGUAACACUGUUAUCUGUCAUAAAUCUCUUAAACACACCUCACAUGUACAUAUUUUUUCAAAGUAGACAACCCAGGGUAUUCAAUAUUGGGGUAUGUCCAGUCUUUUUUAGCCAUUUAGUCACAAACACUGGCCAAAGUUAGCAUUUAUAUUUGUUUGUGUGUUAAAAAUUUAAAAAACAUACCCUAUUUGCAAUACCUUGGGUUGUCUUCUUUUGCAAAUGGUAUGCCAUCUCGGGGGUAAUUCUCAUUCCUGGGCUACCAUACAGUCUCAAAGGCAACGUAACCAGCCUGGCAAAUUUCAACGUGAAAAAACAGAAAAUCAAGCCUUAUAUUUGACCCUGUAACUUUCAAUAACACUGUUAUACUCAAAAGACUUUGCUGAACACAAAUAUUAGAGUUUCAAAACAGUAAAACGUGUUACAACAAUGAUAUAAUUAGUGCCGUUUGUGUGUGAAAAAAAUGCAAAAAAGUCACUUGCACUGACCAUAUCAUCGCUGUGAUAAAUUUUACUGUUUUGAAACACUAAUAUUUGUGUUCAGUGAAGUCUACCAAGUAAAAUUUUAUAUAUAUAUAUAUAUAUAUACACAAAAAAAUACUUAUAUGACGAGAUAUAUAAUAUUUUAAUGCAAUGUUAAACACAAAUACACACACCAGCCAAGCCAUAAGACUUGCCUUUACAACAGAAAUCUCACUUUAACAGUGCUCUCACUACUGCAAGGGAUUCUGGGUAGGCAUAUGCAAAUAAGCUCAACGAAGAACCACAUUUUUGCAUGUGUCUGCUGCAUACAACAGCUUUGAAACAAAACGCUCGUAUUUGCCGAGGACGUACAGGGUACGUCAGCAGUCGGUAAUGACCGUUUUUUUUGUCUGAUUUACCCUGUACGUUUGCAGUCACUAAGGGGUUAAAGACGAUGGAUUUGAGGAGAUGUAUGGCAAGGGUUUGAAGAAGGUACAAGAUUUUCGGUAGGGUAUUAAUUUUUAGAAUAUUUGACACAGCCAGCCGAAUUGGGGUUUAUUCCAUGAGGUUAGGUCCCUAUCUAUUGUGUGGAGAAGAGGUUCGAAAUUAAGUUAACUAUUUAUAAAUAAACUCAGAAAAUAAAGGGUGGGGUGUAAUGAAAUGGAAUGAACUUGACUCGAACACUGGUGGGCGUAAGGGGAGCCCUCGGUGAAUGUCUUAAGUCCUAUCCGAGACUGGGACCAAGAUCCUUACUGUCACCGCAGGAAGGUACAAUACCUAUAAGAAGGUGGAUGUAUAAUCGUGUACAGGGCUGGGGGUAGAUUGUGAAUGGGGGGGGGGUAAUUGUGCAUACGUGGUCAUGUUACAGUAACUAGGUGUGCUGUAUGGGAUGUGGCUAGUGGGAUCCAAGAUUUGGGUCUUUAACAAGUUCGGUUUCCAAGAGUGGCGUGUGUGUGUGUGUGUGUGUGUGUGUGUGUUUUGUUUUUAAAAUAUUUUUUUUUUUUUUUAUACUCAUUGCUCCUUGGCCCUAAAUAAGAGAGCCCCAACGUGAACUAGGGGUGACUUGGCAGCCCGAUAGAGGCUUAUUGGUGUCAAUGCAGCAAUAUUACAUGCUGGGAGAUAUCCACUAAUUCCCUACUUCAAGUCUGAGGGUGUGGGCAAAUUUUUUUUUUUUUUCUUUCUUUUUUUUUUUCAUUCUUUAUUUUUUUUUGUGCAUUAGUGUUACAUAACAGCAAUCUGGUAAAGCAUGCAGCACAUGAAAGACAUAUGAUAUGAUAUGAUUGAAGCGUUAAAACUGCACAAUUGUUUGUAACUGUAGGUUAAGUGAACAACUGAAUACACCACCGUGGGCAGCCCUGGUGAGACUGUAGAGAUAUCCUACAUAAAUGGUAGCAUAAGUGAAGGAAUACAAUUAUCUGAUGCAUGCCAGCAGAAAUUAGGGUUAAGGGACAACAGAUUUAGGCAAGCUAAUAUACGUAGUAGGCAAUCUCUUAAAAGUAGGCUUAGAAGCAAAGAUACCCUGACUCCAAUAUAAUUUCUCCUGACUGUGUGUAAUAGGAGGUUGAGCAGGGUGUCCAUCAGGUUAUUCAGCCUAUGCCCACCAUGGGCAUAAAAGCAGUCCCAUACAGUAGAGUCUGCUAUCUGUGUUGGGGAUUAUGUAGUCGUUGCUGCGCUUUGGUGAGCAGUUAUCACCCUUGGCUCCUUAUGCUCUUCUUUCCUGACAGAUUCCCAUCUAAGACUCUCUCCUUCUGCUCUGUCGGUGCCCUGCUUUGAGACAGGGUUGUGCACCGCACCCCUCGCGGGCCUUCAAUGUGGCCUUCUCUGACGCCUUGGGCCUGAUCCAAGGCUUGCGUUGAGAACUCAGAGGCGAGUGAUCCUGCUCGGCUUGUAGGGCAGGCACAGGUUGCUGGAAGUGCAGCUUCCUCUAGAAACCCUGGAGGAGUUUGUCCAACUUGGACAUCACUCUGGUAUAGAUAAGCUGGGGACAUGCGGUUUCCGCCAUUCUGGGUAUGCCUUGGUGUAGCGGGGUGCAAUCAGGAUGUUGCCAAAGGUUAGCCUGGGACGUUGUGCAGCAGUAAUUGCAGUACGGCAUGUUUUUUUGAUACCUCUGCUAGCUUUGAAGAACCCGUCUAACUGUGAUAACUGCUAAAUCACUGCACCAAAUGGACUUUCGGUAAUAAAAUACAAAUUGAUUUAUUUUCUUUCUUAUAAUAAAAAUUUACCCGUGAAAGAGAACGAUCGGUAUACACAUUGAAUGCACUAUUAUUUUAUGUUCUCUGCUGAUAUCGCCGAUUUCCUCUGUGCGCAAUAUCUGUAAGAUGUCUUUCUCCGUGUUUCACAGCCGGGCACAGCGUUACUGAUGAGACGUUUGAUGAGAUGUUGGAGAGUGGACAGAUUAACGUAUUCACCUGCAAUGUAAGGAUUGCAUGCAAACACCCCACAGAUCGGAAUGAGGACUUCAAUGUAGGACAGUCCUGUGUGUGAGAAACGUCUGCUCGAAGAGCAAAAAGCAAAACAACAUAGCGUAUAACUGUGUUAAUAAUAUGCCAAAAUGUGCAGUUCCAAUUGGUCACUCACAGUUUGAAUGUUGAAAUGAGGCCUUGUAAAACAUCUCCCCUCAAAGGAUUACAUUUUCUUGUUGCUCAGAGCACCAUAGGUCUUCACUGACAAUGAGAAGUCAUCCACUCAAGAUAAAAUUUAUAGAAUUGUAGUGCAAGUAGGCAAUGUAGUAUAAAAACAAUAAUUCACUUACAUUGGAAUUAAAAACAGCAGAUGUAAUACUUAGAAGUCACCAUGAAUUAUUGUAAACUGUGACUUAUAAAAGCAGAAUACGUGUCUAAUAAAAGACCACCCAAGUGCAGCAAACCAACAUAAAAUAAGGUAAAAAUUACUUCCCUUAAAAAGUCUAGGUUGUAACAAAAGGUUCCUCAGAGCCUCAUAGAAUACAUACAAGAUACACCUAGAUAAAAAAUAACAAGAAAGGAAUAAUCAUAGGGAAACACUUUAGUUAAUGGCACCCUAAAAUAGUAUUGCACUCACAAAAUGAUGAUGAAAAUCAAGCCCAUCUAGGUUUUCUUUAGUCUUGUCAAGAAGUCUUGUGAGGGAAUGGUUGAUUCCUCAAAUGAAUAUGUAAAAAGAAAAACCAAACAUGGUAUAGAAUUGUAUGAUAAAAAGAAAUUACAUUUUAUUGGAAACACUUUGAAUUGAAAUUGAAGAUAAAAGCGCCCAUCAAGUAAAUGACUCUCUUGCAGAAUGACAAUCAGAGGUUGCAGAUACAAAAAAAUGGUGAAUCAAAUAUAAAACAGCUCUACGCGUUUCGUCUAAAAUCUUAGACUUCCUCAGGAGCAAAAAGUAAAAAACAAUUAAAUAAAUCACAAUGUAAUAAGUCCAUAAGUGCUAGUGUUGUCUUCUUUUAAGUGUGUCUUUUGCCGGGUUCCCGUUCGCGCCGUCCAAUCCGUGAGCUUGACAUCACCUGAUUUCGAUGUGCUUAAGUCCCAGUCCAUAUAUGGACUUCCGUCAGUCAUUCCGUGGAGCGCAUAUGCGUUCCACCGAACUGGAAGGGAGAACCUUCUUCCGCAUACGUCAUUGUCAACUGGAACGCACAUGCGUUCCACCAAGCCGUUGCCUUCACCGUAAUUAGUCCGUGCUCAGAAAGAGGACAAAUUGGCAGAGAGAUACAAAAUUAAUUGUACAGAGCAUAAAGCUGGCAUUAUAAAUGUGUAUAUAUACAUCAAAUAUGAAAAAAGUAAUAUGAUCAAAGGGAAGGAUCUUGGAUACACUAAAUAAAGAACAAAGCACUAAAAAAAAAAUAUAAAUAAUAAUAAUAAAAUAUGACUAAAAUACGAUUUAAAAAAUAGCAGUAAAAAUAAAAAUAAAUAGAAACUAAAAAUAAUAAAAAUAGUAAAUAUAAAAUAAGAUAAUAAAUUAAAAUAACAUUAAAGAAAACAUAUAAAAUCAAAAUCCACAUUCAACCCCUGAGGUUGAAGGGUUUUUAAUUUAUGGAUCCAAAAUCCUUCCCUUUGUCUUAAUUUUAUGGUGAUAUCUCCACCCCUUGCAUCAAGUGAUACCUGUUCAAUAAUCACCCAAGAAAAAAUGUGAGAGGAAAAAUGGGGACACUGAUUGCAAUGAACGGGAACAGAGUGAUUGACCAUUUUGCGUCUAAUAUUAUUCUUAUGUUCUAAGAAACGUAAUUUGGCCCUCCUUCCUGUCCUCCCCACAUACUGGACACCACACCCACAUGUGAGGAGGUAUACAACAUGUGAAGAAGAACAGGUCACCCGACUUUGGUUCUGGAAGGUUUCUUGAGUUAUAAAACUUGAAAAAGAACGAGUAUGAGAUGGUAGACCUUUGCAUGCUUUGCAAGUGCCACAGGUGUAAAAUCCUCUGUUCCCCUUUAAUUCCCGUUGGUCCCCACUUCGAAAGUGACUAUGUGCUAAAUAGGAUGAAAAACUCCUCCCUUUCCUAUAUACUAUUUGAGGGUAAAUGGGUAAUUGGGAGCCUAUAAAUUGAUCGUGUCUUAAAAUCUCCCAAGGUUUUUUGAAAAUUUUAUUAAUUGCAAAAGCUUUAGAAUUAUAAUUAGUGUGAAAGGAAAAUUCGAAUUUCUUAUUAUUCGAAUUCUCAGUGCAUUUAAUUUUAUCAAUCAAAAGAUCACCCCUUUUAGUGUUCGCCGCUUUCUCUAUUUCUCUAUUUAGGACCUCCUUAUUAUAACCUUUCUCGAUAAAUUUAUUCGUCAGGAUAUCUGCUUGUUUUAAAAAAACCUCUUUAUUCGAACAAUUCCUUCGAAGUCAGGUGUACUGGCUUCUAGGUACUCCCGACAACCAAUUAGUGUUGGUGGGUUUGAAGUAUGUUUUGGUCUGAAUGUGACCUCCUUGUAUAAAGAUAGUCAAAUCUAAAAAGUCUAUGGUAGUAAAGUUAUACAUGGGGGGGAAAAAACGAGUGAAAAGGUGUUGUCAUUGAGAUAUUUAAAGAAAUUUAAUAAAUGUUCUUCAGACCCCUUCCAUAUCACAAGAAGGAAGGAGGGGCCAAAUUUCAUUUCUUAGAACAGAAGAAUAAUAUUAGACGCAAAAUGGUCAAUCACUCUGUUCCCGUUCAUUGCAAUCAGUGUCCCCAUUUUUCCGCUCACAUUUUUUCUUGGGUGAUUAUUGAACAGGUAUCACUUGAUGCAAGGGAUGGAGAUAUCACCAUAAAAUUAAGACAAAGGGAAGGAUUUUGGAUCCAUAAAUUAAAAACCCUUCAACCUCAGGGGUUGAAUGUGGAUUUUGAUUUUAUAUGUUUUCUUUAAUGUUAUUUUAAUUUAUUAUCUUAUUUUAUAUUUACUAUUUUUAUUAUUUUUAGUUUCUAUUUAUUUUUAUUUUUACUGCUAUUUUUUAAAUCGUAUUUUAGUCAUAUUUUAUUAUUAUUAUUUAUAUUUUUUUUUUAGUGCUUUGUUCUUUAUUUAGUGUAUCCAAGAUCCUUCCCUUUGAUCAUAUUACUUUUUUCAUAUUUGAUGUAUAUAUACACAUUUAUAAUGCCAGCUUUAUGCUCUGUACAAUUAAUUUUGUAUCUCUCUGCCAAUUUGUCCUCUUUCUGAGCACGGACUAAUUACGGUGAAGGCAACGGCUUGGUGGAACGCAUGUGCGUUCCAGUUGACAAUGACGUAUGCGGAAGAAGGUUCUCCCUUCCAGUUCGGUGGAACGCAUAUGCGCUCCACGGAAUGACUGACGGAAGUCCAUAUAUGGACUGGGACUUAAGCACAUCGAAAUCAGGUGAUGUCAAGCUCACGGAUUGGACGGCGCGAACGAGAACCCGGCAAAAGACACACUUAAAAGAAGACCGAACAGAAGACAACACUAGCACUUAUGGACUUAUUACAUUGUGAUUUAUUUGAUUGUUUUUUACUUUUUGCUCCUGAGGAAGUCUAAGAUUUUAGACGAAACGCGUAGAGCUGUUUUAUAUUUGAUUCGCCAUUUUUUGUAUCUGCAACCUCUGAUUGUCAUUCUGCAAGAGAGUCAUUUACUUGAUGGGCGCUUUUAUCUUCAAUUUCAAUUCAAAGUGUUUCCAAUAAAAUAUAAUUUCUUUUUAUCAUACAAUUCUAUACCAUGUUUGGUUUUUCUUUUUACAUAUUCAUUUGAGGAAUCAACCAUUCCCUCACAAGACUUCUUGACAAGACUAAAGAAAACCUAGAUGGGCUUGAUUUUCAUCAUCAUUUUGUGAGUGCAAUACUAUUUUAGGGUGCCAUUAACUAAAGUGUUUCCCUAUGAUUGUUCCUUUCUUGUUAUUUUUUACCUAGGUGUAUCUUGUUUGUAAAAGCAGAAUCCCUGAGGUAGUCCCCAACCCAGACGAAAUGUGUAGGACGGCUAGUGGUGACUUCCAAGUAUUACAUCUGCUGGUUUUAACUCCAUGGUAAGUGGAAGCCAUGGGUGCGGUGUGAUGGAUUGUUACUGUUUUGCCACUGAUGCGGUGUGAGGGAUUGUUACUGUUUGGCCGUGGAUGCGGUGUGAGAAUUUGUUACUGUUUUGCCACUGAUGCGGUGUGAGGGAUUGUUACUUUUGGCCGCGGAUGCGGUGUGAGAGAUUGUUACUGAUUGGAUGCUCUGUGAAGGAUUGUUACGGAUUAGCUGUGAAUGCGGUGUGAGGGAUUGUUACUGUUUGGAUGCGGUGUGAGGGAUUGUUAUUGUUUGGAUGCGGUGUGCGGGAUUGUUAUUGUUUGGAUGCGGUGUGAGGGAUUGUUAUUGUUUGGAUGCGGUGUGAGGGAUUGUUACUGUUUGGAUGCGGUGUGAGGGAUUGUUACUGUUUGGCCGCGGAUGCGGUGUGAGGGAUUUUUACUGUUUGGCCGCGGAUGCGGUGUGAGGGAUUGUUACUGUUUGGCCGCGGAUGCGGUGUGAGGGAUUGUUACUGUUUGGAUGCUCUGUGAAGGAUUGUUACGGAUUAGCUGUGAAUGCGGUGUGAGGGAUUGUUACUGUUUGGCCACGGAUAUGGUGUGAGGAAUUGUUGUGGUUUGGCUGUGGUGUGAGGGAUUGUUACUUUUGGCCGCGGAUGCGGUGUGAGGGAUUGUUACUUUUGGCCGUGGAUGCGGUGUGAGGGAUUGUUACUGUUUGGAUGCUCUGUGAAGGAUUGUUACGGAUUAGCUGUGAAUGCGGUGUGAGGGAUUGUUACUGUUUGGCCACGGAUGUGGUGUGAGGAAUUGUUGUGGUUUGGCCGUGGUGUGAGGGAUUGUUACUACUUGGCCGCGGAUGCGGUGUGAGGGAUUGUUAUUGUUUGGAUGCGGUGUGAGGGAUUGUUAUUGUUUGGAUGCGGUGUGAGGGAUUGUUACUGUUUGGAUGCGGUGUGAGGGUUUUUUACUGUUUGGCCGCGGAUGCGGUGUGAGGGUUUUUUACUGUUUGGCCGCGGAUGCGGUGUGAGGGAUUUUUACUGUUUGGCCGCGGAUGCGGUGUGAGGGAUUUUUACUGUUUGGCCGCGGAUGCGGUGUGAGGGAUUUUUACUGUUUGGCCGCGGAUGCGGUGUGAGGGAUUUUUACUGUUCUGAUGCGGUGCGAGGGAUUGUUACUGUUUGGCCACAGAUGUGGUGUGAGGAAUUGUUGUGGUUUGGCCGUGGUGUGAGGGAUUGUUACUGUUUGGAUGCGGUGUGAGGGAUUGUUACGGAUUAGCCGCGGAUGCGGUGUGAGGGAUUGUUACUGAUUAGCCGCGGAUGCGGUGUGAGGGAUUGUUACUGAUUUAGCCGCGGAUGCGGUGUGAGGGAUUGUUACUGAUUAGCCGCGGAUGCGGUGUGAGGGAUUGUUCCUGAUUAGCCGCGGAUGCAGUGUGAGGGAUUGUUACGGAUUAGCCGCGGAUGCGGUGUGAGGGAUUGUUACGGAUUAGCCGCGGAUGCGGUGUAAAGGAUUCUUAUCGUUUGGCUGCAAAGCCUGUACUAACUGUGCUUCUCCUGUUACAGAUCCUACAAGACACGCAGGCUGCCAAACAGGCUCUGAAUGAGAUUGAGGCGCGACAUGAAGAGAUCCUAAAGUUGGAGAAGAGCAUUGUGGAGCUUCAUGAGAUGUUCACAUUUCUCGCUAUGGAGGUGGAAGCUCAGGUGGGGUGCAGUCCCUCUACCAACCCAUUCUCAUUCAUAGCACCUUGAGCUAUGUCUGCUAUCUGUGUACUACUUCGGUUAAAGUAUUCAUAUUUUAUUUUCUAAAGUACUUCAGUCUAUCCUGAUUAUUUUUUUUGUAAUGCUUAAUCUUCUUACACCCUCUGAUGUCUACAUGUUCUAUGUCUGUGGCACCUGUUCAGUCAUGUUUUUUGCUUCUUUCAAUAUCUCUUAUUUUUUUUCAGGGGGAGACAAUAGAUAACAUUGAGAAAAAUAUUCUGCAUUCCAAAGAUUAUGUGGAGAGUGCCCAAAAACAGCUCACUAAGGCUGUGGAGAAUAAGCACAAAGCAAGAAAGGUAAAAUAAAGGAUCACUUUAAAAUGAGUACUAUACAGCAUGGGGGAAAAACCCCAAACCAAGCAAGACGUGGCAUGGCCUGAGCCUGUCCUGAUAAUGUGCUGUCAGAUCCCCUACAUUAGAUAUAAACCCAGCGCUGUCUGAGCCUGUCCUGAUAACGUGCGGUCAGAUCCCCUACAUUAGAUAUAAACCCAGCGCUGUCUGAGCCUGUCCUGAUAACGUACAGUCAGAUCCCCUACAUUAGAUAUAAACCCAGCGCUGUCUGAGCCUGUCCUGAUAACAUACAGUCAGAUCCCCUACAUUAGAUAUAAACCAGCACUGUCUGAGCCUGUCCUGAUAACGUGCAGUCAGAUCCCCUACAUUAGAUUUAAACCCAGCACUGUCUGAGCCUGUCCUGAUAACGUGCAGUCAGAUCCCCUACAUUAGAUAUAAACCCAUGGCUGUCUGAGCCUGUCCUGAUAACGUGCAGUCAGAUCCGCUAUUCUAGUCACACCCAUUGCUGGCAGGUGUGUAAAUCAUGUAAUCUUCUUAGACAGUCACUGGUGGUACAGUGGCCCAUAUUUGGAGAACUUUAAUUUGACCACCGCGUGUACUACAUUCCAGUAAGUCCUUUUGGCUGACCAAGUGCCGUCUUUACUUUGCAGAAGAAAGUCUACAUCGCAAUCUGUGUCUCCGUUCUGCUUCUGGUCAUCAUCCUCAUCAUCAUUGUGACAUUGUUCACUUAAUUGGAUCAGAACCCGCCCUUGCCUUGCUGCUUGCACUGUGACCUCAUACUCCUUCUGCCGUGAUGGCCUCCGGAAAGUAGUUGUCGGGACAUGUUAUAAAGUGUUGGGGUUGAAUGUCCAAUGGCUCUAUACUGGAAGUAGGAGAUUUGGCAAGUGACAGGGAUGGGACUUGCUGUAUAAGAAUAAUUGUUGUGUUUUGUCUUUUUAACCAGGUGUGCCUGCUCUUCUAUGUGCCUUCCUGUGGGUGCUGAUCAAGUGCUUUAUAAAUAAAUAUACCCUCUGUAUAUAAUUUAACAAUGAAAGGGUCAGUCUGGCUCUGCAAAGGUGUGUGUGUGUGCUGUGUCAUGUUAUGAUGUAGGACAAAAGGAAAGCUGCCAUCCUGCUUCAAGCUCAGUGUUGUAUGUGUGGCUGUCACGUCCUGUGCUAUGUAUAAAUUUCAUGUCAUAAUGUCAGUUUGGGGUGUCACUGUAUACACAGGGUAGGGGAGUAUUGUCUGUGAGGCUUUCACGGUAUAUUUGUGAUAGUAUCUGCGUGAGGUGAGUCUGCCUUGCUAUAUGCUUCAUGGUGUAUUAGUGUGUGUGUGUUUGUGUGUGUGUAAGGUGGGGCUGUCACAGAAUACACAUAAUCAUGUAUUAAUAUCUGUGUAGUGAAGCUGUCACGGAAUACACACGAUCAUGUAUUAAUAUCUGUGUAGUGAAGCUGUCACGGAAUACACAUGAUCAUGUAUUGGUGUCUGUGUGAGGUGAGGCUGUCAUAAUAUACAAUACUGUAUUAAUGUCUGUUCGGUAAGGCUGUUACACCGAAUAUACAUAAUGGUGUAGUAGUGUCUGUCAUGCUGUAUACAUGAUGGUGUAUGUGAGGUGGAGCAUACAUGGUAUGGUGUAUGAGUGUGUUUGAGUUUUGGGCAUAGAUGGUAUGGUGUGUCACUGUCUGUCUGUCUGUACUGAGCUGUACAUACUGGUCAUGCUGAAGUAGCAUGGCUCUAUUGCUGGAUGUUUUGUACACCUAUUUUAUAACUUUUGAAAUAAAACUAUAUAAUUGGUUGUAUAAUUUC